Molecule: messenger RNA, 246 nt
Organism: Phytophthora sojae
Lineage: Eukaryota; Oomycota; Peronosporomycetes; Peronosporales; Peronosporaceae
Exons: 1
Source: RefSeq, a predicted model, not a curated record
GAAGCAUAUGCAAUCGUCGAGACGUGCAGACGCGCAGACUAUCUACUGCACCGCCAAGAUGACUUCGCAUUGUUCACGGAUCACCGCAACUUACAGUACAUCUUUGACCCACACAGCGUGCCGAGCUCGGUGCCAAAGUACACAGCAGAUAAGCUCCACCGGUGGUCGCUACUGCUGAUGGGAUACAAAUACGAGAUUUACGAUAUUGCCGGUGACGAUAACGUGUGGGCCGACCUUCUAUCAAGA